Molecule: messenger RNA, 1776 nt
Organism: Trematomus bernacchii (emerald rockcod)
Lineage: Eukaryota; Metazoa; Chordata; Actinopteri; Perciformes; Nototheniidae
Product: semaphorin-4A-like
Exons: 12
Biological process (GO): axon guidance; semaphorin-plexin signaling pathway; negative chemotaxis
Molecular function (GO): chemorepellent activity; semaphorin receptor binding
Source: RefSeq, a predicted model, not a curated record
AUGAGUGUUUCUGCCACUGAGUCAGACAACUCUGCAGAGCGCCCCCUGGUCUUCUUCCGCCCCCCCGACCUCCUGAACAGCACGACCUUGUUGCUAAGCGACGACGGCUCCACGCUAUUCGUCGGGGCUCGAGACGCGGUGUUCUCAUUGGACGUCAGCCAGAGUGAUGUCAUCAGCCUGAAGAGAAAGGUGGAGUGGCGUCCGUCUCAGAGUGAAAUCACAGAGUGUCAGAAUAAAGGGAAGGACGCUGAGGACGAUGUGGGGGGGCAGCGGACUCUCCAGAAUAAGUGGACGUCCUUCGCUAAAGCGCCGCUGCUCUGCCAGGUUCCCAGACAGCUUCCCUUCAACGUCCUGCAGCACGUCUUCACCCUCCCACCACCGGAGGGCGACAGCUCCUCAGAGACGCUGUUCUACGGCGUCUUCACCUCGCAGUGGUCUUCGGGGGCAGAGUCAGCGGUUUGCGUCUUUAAGCUGCAGGACGUCCAGGCGGUGUUUAAUGGAAGCUACCGGACCUUCGACACACAAACACACCUGUGGAACUCCCUGCUGGGAAAACACUCACAUCUGGGACAGUGUGGGCUGGACAGCGCUACAGAUUCUGAAUUAUCUCAAGUGAAGAAGAGUUUCCUGACGAGCGGCAGCGUGAAGUCGGACGACGCUCCGCUCGUUUCUUCAGAUCAGCGGUACAGUCGCGUGGCAGGGGGGCCGGUUAUUACAUGAGAGGGGCACAAUAAGAGCGGGUUAAAAGAGUAUAAAGUAAUUUUCCUCGUUGAGUCCGGGUUCCUCCACAAAGUGCUUUUGCUGGCUGGAGGAUCUCGGGUGAUUGAGGAGAUUCAGGUCUUCACUCAGCCUCAGAUCGUCAAAAGCAUCGUCCUCUCCUCCUCAAAGGGGAUGCUGUAUGUGGGGACGUCUGAGGGGGUGACGGGGGUCCCGGUGUCUCGCUGCUCUGUCCACAGCAGCUGCAGUCAAUGUGUUCUGGCCCGAGACCCUCAGUGUGGCUGGAGCCGGACCGGAAGCGUCUGCACAGCGCCGGACGCCAACCAUCCACACAUGGCUCAGGACCUGGAGGACGGAAACGUGAAAGUACAAUGUCAAGGAGAAACUAAGGCCAUCCGGGACACAGAGGUCUUUGCUGCUGUGAACGAGGUGGUGAUUCUUCCCUGUGUGAAGCCGUCUCAGCCGUCCUCUCUGACCUGGACGUCCUCUUGCUUCACAAACCUCCCGCAGAGUCACUUCCUGCGAUCAGCUGACGGCGCGUUGAGCUUCAUCGCCACCGCCCACACCUUCGGGAAGUAUCGCUGCGAGGCGAGGGAGGCCGGGGUCAGCGAGGUCGUCGCCAGCUUUAACGUCGGGCGGGUUUUGUCUCCGCGAGCUUUCAGCCCCGUCCAGAAGAACGAGGAAGACCAGGUGACGAAGAACGAGGAAGACCAGGUGACGAAGAACGAGGAAGACCAGGUGACGAAGAACGAGGAAGACCAGGUGACGAAGAACGAGGAAGACCAGGUGACGAAGAACGAGGAAGACGAGCCGUUCGAGGACAUCUUCCCCGAGGACCCGUUCACACUGAAUCCUGAAGAGCCUCACACCCCCUGGUAAACCCCCCCACAAUACAGACUGAUGUUCUUCAUUAGGAUCUAGCACACACACAGGCAAGCAUACAUGAAACUAAACAUAUCUAAUGCAUCCGGUGCUGCCAUCAGACAGCUCAUUAAUGAGUCAUGAUGCUGUUUAUACAACAUAUCGUUUAAAUGAAAACCCAGAUCUUGGUUAACCUUU